AUGAAUCAGCAUCACGCCCUUCACAACGUCUUGGUCUUUCAUCUUCAUCAUCGCAUCUUGGUCAUCACAAGUUACCAAGAACAACCUGAACUCCCAACCAUCGGUCAUCAACACGAGCAACAGCAAAACUACACCCAUCUCCACCCCAACACUGCCAAGAUGUCCUCAACUUCAACAACACCAACAACAUCCUCUUCAACCCUUCACAGCAUUCCCCUCGCCUUCGGCCUCGCUCUCGUCCCCCACGCCUACGGCCUCACUCGCCUCAUGAUCGCUACACGCAACACCCAAUCCAACGCCAUGCCACGCACAAGCCUCGAAACAUUCAAAACCUCCCUUCCCAAAGAUCUCUACCACCAUCUCGUCCGCGCUCGAGGCGCACAUCUGAACUCCUUGGAAGUCUUUCCCUUAUACGCAGCCGCAGUGCUUGCAGGUCAGCAAGCCAAGCUCUCCGAGAAGGAAAUGGGGAGUCUGGUUGGAGGCUUCUUUGCUGCGAGGGUGGUGUAUUUAGGAUUGUACAUGAGUGUGAAGAGUGAUGUGUUGGCUUUGGUGAGUUUUCGUUUUCAAUGUCUUGCUUGGUGGGUGUUUUACUGAUGUUUCCGCUUUGCAGGCAAGAACAGCGGCGUAUAGCUGGAGUAUCGCGCUUCCAAUCAUGGCGCUCUGGAAAGCAGGUAGUGUGCUUGCGGAAAAGCAGUGAGGAGUCCCAUGUACUCGAGUAGCUCCAGCCGUGUAGGAAGGGAACAGGCCACUCCAAGCUUUGUCCGAUCUUCAAUACUCA
Cercospora beticola is the source of this 778-nucleotide messenger RNA. The record is from RefSeq and is a predicted model, not a curated record. NCBI's taxonomy places the organism in Eukaryota, Fungi, Ascomycota, Dothideomycetes, Mycosphaerellales, Mycosphaerellaceae.